CAUUUUUCUUUCAUAUUAGUUCAAUAAAGAGGCCUCCAAAUGAUGGAAGAUAUAACAAAAAAUAUUAUAUUUACAAAUGCUCUUGGAGCAAAUGUACAACCUAUACAAUAUCAAACAGCUGAUGGCACUAUCUUAAAACAACCGAAAAUUGAGGGACAAAAGGAUCAACCUACCUUUUACUACACCACCACAAAUGGCAAUGGAGCCACCGUAAAUUUGGCACAAUUAGCCACCGAUGACAACAAGACCUGUUAUAUAGCCCAACCAGUAGGUGGCUAUAAUUAUGCCUUAGUCAAUGGCAUGCAAUUGAAUCAAUUAAAUCAGGGAGGUACUAUAGGUAUUGCCACCUUAGAUUCUCAAGGUAGAUUGCAAAUAGUCAAUCAAAAUAAACCUAUAGCAGCACAGUCUUUACAGACUAUAUCGCCCAUACAAAAUACUAUCUCCAAUAUAAGUUUUAAAUGUGAUGUUUGUGGUUUAAUGUUUUCACAUUUGGCUUUAUUGAAUCAUCACAAACGUAUACAUGCUCAAGAUGGUAGUGAUCAGCAACAUCAGCAGUCUCAGCAACAGGAAGCAAUUGUAGUUAAUGCUCAAGGUUUAGUGCAAACACAAAACAUUAUAACCGAAAAUGGACAAAUGGGACAAAUACAAAUUGUGGCCACAGAGUCUUUAGAACCACAAGCUGUUUUGCAACAACAACAGCAGCAGCAACAACAAUUACAACAACAACAAAACCAGCAACAACAGCAGCAGCAAUCACAAAACUCAAAUGAGGUGCAAUUAAAUAAUUCCAACUCUAACAAACAACUGAAACUAGAACAAAGUAAAUGCAGCAGCUGUGGUGUACAAAUACUCCAACCUGUCAAACGUAAAGGACCAAAAAUUAAUCGUUGCGAUUCAUGCCUACAAAACGAUCAAGCCCAACAACAGGCUGCCGCCCUAGCAGCUGCCCAACAAGUAACACCCACACAAAUUUUUGUAGCACCCGAUGGUGAAAUUAAAUUUGAAAUGAAUGAACUACAAAGUGGUAAUUCGGAAUCAUCUAUGGAUUCUCUAAAUGCCCAAAAUAUGUUGCAAAAUCAUUUACAACCGGUACAAAUAAUAUCUACAAAUGCUCAGGGUCAACAAGUACAACUGGUGACUCAGUCAAGUAAUCAGCCAGCGACGACAUCGACGGUAACAGCAGCAAAUAUAAAACGUGAGAAUUCCCAUGGUGGCACAUCUUCACAACCGGUCAAGAAAAAGUAUACUCAACCUAAGGUGACAAAGUGUAAUAAGUGCAAUGGUUCGGGAGUGGUAUUUGCCGGUUCAGGAGCACCAGCCUCUAAGCAACAGUGUUCAGCGCAAACAACAGUGAAAACAGAAAAUCCAAAACCUUUCACAUGCAACAUUUGUGGUGGAACAUUUUCCCGCUAUUCAAGUUUAUGGUCUCAUAAAAAGCUGCACAGUGGUGAGAAAAACUAUAAAUGUAGUAUAUGUGGUUUAGCCUUUGCCAAGGCAGUGUAUCUGAAAAAUCAUGCACGCAUACAUACCGGAGAAAAACCCUACAAAUGUCAAACUUGUGGCAUGCAAUUUUCACAAUCUCCCCAUUUGAAAAAUCACGAACGUACACACAGCGGUGAACGACCCUAUGUGUGUGAAGUAUGCGAUAAAGGCUUUGCACGUCAUGCCACACUCUGGAAUCACCGACGUAUUCAUACCGGUGAAAAACCCUAUAAAUGUGAUAUAUGUGGUUCAGCAUUUUCACAAGCGGCUCAUUUGAAAAAUCAUGCCAAAGUUCAUUCAGGAGAAAAACCCUUUAAAUGUGAUAUAUGUUCGGCAGCAUUUGCUGAUCGUUUUGCUCUGAAACGUCAUCGUGGUAUUCAUGAAAAAUAUGGACAAACAGCGCCACGACAACCAGCUCAAGUGCCACAAACACAACAAAAUCAACAAGAUAGUGCGUCUGGCGGUGAACGACAGCAAAUGGUUAUACAAAAACAAGAAUUACCCGAUAUCGAUGAUGAUGCUCAGCAUGAGGUUAUAAUAUCUGGUUUAUAGACAAACUCUAGCCGAGGAAGUGCUGUAUAUAAUACGACAAGUAUGACUGCGACGACAUAUCAACAUCACAACCCACAAACACAGCCAACGCAACAAACAUCACAAAUUGUUGCCACAUCUAAUACUAAUUCUACAAUGUCAUCGACAACUGCCUCAUAUUUACAUAAUUAUCAUCCUUUACAACAUGCCGAUGUAACGCCAGUCUAUUAUCAACAUCAUCAUCAUCAACAACAGCAGCAGCAUCAGCCACAACAACAGCAGCAUCAACCUCAAACGAAUAUUAAUGCCAAUAUGGCAAAUAUUACCGAGGUGAUUUCUAUAAAUUCUUCAGCUUCUAGCACCAUUUUAACACCACUCGCUAAUAAGCGGUAAUUGUAUGAAGGAGUUUAAUUAUUAAGCUGAAAAUUUAACCAAGAAACAACUGGAUUAUCACGCAUAAAAAUGUCUGGUUUCUCUAAAUAUACACUGUGGCCCCCCGCCCCCCGCCCCCCCAUUCGAUGAUUGAUUUUUUGACCCUAUUGGUGCUCUUGCCGUUUCACUUCCAAAUGACUCGUUAAAUAAACACUUUUUGAAACCUUUUGUUUUCUUUAACCAAAUGUAAAUAAAUUUAAACAAGUAGUACUACAUUUUAAGUAGUACUAACUAUUAGUCUAUAGAAAAUUCUUUUUAAUUUAGUUUUUAAUUUUAAGCUUAGCUUUUCCUUAAAUUCUUCUCAUUAUUUUUUUUUUUUUAAUUUCUUUUUAUUUUUCUCUACUUAUAAGAGUAUUAAGCUAAAUUAUUAAGAUUAAACAAAGUUGCUUGACAACCUAAAACGUAUAUAAAAAUAAAAACAAUUAAACAUAAUUAUUUAAUAAAAAAAAACAAUUCUACGCAUACAUCAUAAACCUUCAAUAAUUAAUAUUUAACAACUAAAUUAAGUUAUACAUACUUCCUUUUACUUUGUAUAAAUAAAUAAAAAUUUAACAAAA
Messenger RNA from Lucilia cuprina (Australian sheep blowfly), 3002 nucleotides. It is a transcript of the gene Clamp, whose product is annotated as zinc finger protein 502. Gene Ontology annotation, biological process: regulation of transcription by RNA polymerase II. The coding region runs from base 40 to 2034 and encodes 664 amino acids. The transcript is spliced from 6 exons. The record is from RefSeq and is a predicted model, not a curated record. Gene Ontology annotation, molecular function: DNA-binding transcription factor activity, RNA polymerase II-specific; RNA polymerase II transcription regulatory region sequence-specific DNA binding. Gene Ontology annotation, cellular component: nucleus. Lineage: Eukaryota; Metazoa; Arthropoda; Insecta; Diptera; Calliphoridae.